Pisolithus orientalis is the source of this 1230-nucleotide messenger RNA. RefSeq lists its product as uncharacterized. The transcript is spliced from 5 exons. The record is from RefSeq and is a predicted model, not a curated record. The coding region runs from base 1 to 1230 and encodes 409 amino acids. Lineage: Eukaryota; Fungi; Basidiomycota; Agaricomycetes; Boletales; Pisolithaceae.
AUGCACAUCAAAGCUGCCAGUUGCCUGCCAAGCAAUGCCUACUCGGCUGCAGGAGAAUAUUCAUUGGCCCAAGCAACUCCGCUUCAGCUGACUCACUGCCACAUUCCACGUGCAGCGUAUUUAGUCCAAGCAGCAGAAGUUAAUUUAGUUUUUCCGUCUGUCACUGUAACUUUUCAACCUAUACCCAAGUUUCCCGUUCGUGUCCCCUUGGGCAGAAUGGCAAUCAUUCCUUUAAUCCGUGCUAUCAUUUUCGCACUUGCAACCUUGUUUUCUGUGGUGGUCCUCGGCAUCUGUGCACAUCUCGAAUACUUGACCAGUGGGAAUACAAAUUCUUAUCUAUCCUUUGCGGCGUUCGGUCUUGCUUCAGCAUGCGUAACUGCGGUGACCCUGCCAUUGUUCUUUAUUCUGGGACACGCUAGACGCGGCGUGUUCACUUCGAUGGUUAUUUUUGAGAUAGUCUGGUUUCUCGUUCUCUGGGUCUUGUGGGUCGCGACCGCGGGGGACACUGUCGUCGACAGGGCCUACUUCUUCCCUGAGGGUUGUGUUCUCAAUAAUCGCAAGUCACAAUUCUUUUCUCUGGAGAAAUACAGCUCACUGCUCCUUAGCCUCCGUCAACCAGAUCUGCUACGAGGUUACUGCGGUAGAGGCAUUUCUUUCCUCAACUUCUUUGCUGUGUUCUUCUACUACGAUGUAUUGGUUCUGUAUGCCAUCAUCUGUGCUAUCCGCGGAAAAGGAAUUUGGACCAUCUCGGUUCGAGACGCCGCUAACAGUGGUCCCUACAAUCCUGUGGUAGCUAUGACGCAACCGCAAUACCCACAACAGUCAGCACCGCAAUACCCCCAAUAUCCCGGAUAUCAGAACAUGCCGCCAGCGAACGGCUAUUCUCCAAAUGGAACCCCGCAACCAUACAACGCGUAUCCGCAGCAAACCGCCCCCCCUGUGGGCCAAGGCCAACCAUACUCUCUUCAACAACAGUAUCCAGGGGCUCCUCAACAAUAUCCUGGUGCUCCUCAACAACAAUAUCCUGUUGCUCCUCAACAACAAUAUCCUGGUACUCAGCAACAGCAGUAUCCUGGUGCCCCUCACCAGCAGUAUUCCGGUGGUUCACAAUCGGACCAUUUCAAUCCAGUUCAAAGUAGCUACUCUCCGAAUGCACCGUCGAUAGGGAACAGCCCGCUUCCCCCCCAACCUCACUACAACUCUUACCCCGGAUCUUAUCCCCAGCCGUAA